Messenger RNA from Oppiella nova, 1352 nucleotides. NCBI's taxonomy places the organism in Eukaryota, Metazoa, Arthropoda, Arachnida, Sarcoptiformes, Oppiidae. The record is from the annotation of a GenBank genome assembly.
CUUUUCAAAUGACAUGUGUGAAGCUAUUGUGUUUACAAACUUUAAUUAAAUCAUGUUGUAGCUUGAUCAUUAUCACUGACAAUCACGUAAACCACUAGUCUGUCACAACCAUACAUACCAUGAUAUCAACGAUCAAUAAGUGGACAAAAAGUUUGCUAACUUUUAACCACUUCUUCAGACACUUUUGUCCGCAAAUCAGAUGCAAUUCAAUGAACACUAAUUCAGACACCGAUGGACAGGACGAGGACUACCACUACGCGGACCGGGAGUUCAAAGACAUGACAGUCGACACCUUCGCCUCAUUGGUCACCUCCGAGACGACGAGACAAUCAAUUCAGACCAUACUCUCGGAGUACGAGUACGAGAAGUACGUGACACUGGAUGUGCCCACGAGUCUCACCACUGACCACAUGCGAGACCUUAUGGCUCUCGAGUCGGCCGAAGACCGCAAGAAUUGGUUCCGAUAUCUGUUGCGAAAGGAGUUGUCUUUAGAGGUCAGACAGCGAAGACGGGCCGACAAUUCGCGCGAGUUUUGGGCCAAAAAACGCGAGAUGUAUGCCGAGUGUCGGAGCCCUCGCACCGGCAUCUGGGAUGACGACCAGCAACUCCUAUACGGCUUAUGGCAUAACUGUAUUGUCAGCAAAGUAGAGCCCAAGAGUAUUAAGCGGUUGUUCGCACACCGGCUCCGGAGGGCCGCCCUAUUCGGCCACAAAGUGGUCAUCGAUUUGGGUUUCGACGACCACUUGAAGCUAAAGGACUGCCGAUCGCUCGCCGCGCAGAUACAGGUGCUCUACAACCACAACAAGUACCGGUGCGACGAGCCCUUUGACAUACACUUCGCGAACUGCGACCCCCGGCGCCCGACAAUGCAGUCGAUCGCCAAAAAUGUGGUGAACUAUAAGUCGCCGUAUUUUGUGUCCACUUUUCACGAGAAGUCAUAUCUGGAUGUCUUUCCCAGCGAACGACUCGUGUAUUUGUCGCCCCAUUCCCAGCAAAUCCUCCAGAAGUUCAACGCCGACCACAUCUAUAUCAUCGGCGGUUGUGUGGGCCCGACAUCAGGCGCUGACCUGACGAACACGAAGGCCAAGCGGGAGGGCAUCCGAAGUGCGAGACUUCCCAUCGAUGAUCACAUCCUGUGGAGGACGGGCUCGAGGUCUCUGUCACUGGAUGUGAUGGUAAGCAUUCUUCACGACCUCAGUGUCGGACAUUCAAUGGCCGACAGUCUCCGGAAGAAUAUUCCGGAACGCAAUCAGAAGUCCAUUGAAGACAUUGAGUUGGAAGACAAGCGGAGGCUCGAGAAGUAUCACAAGAGACGGCAGUUUAAGAGUGAUUUGAAAGCAAUUAAUAGAUAA